AAACUAAAGAGAUUACUCAAGCUCAAACAAAAAGCAAAUCUAAACAAAUUAAUCAAAAAAAUUCUUUCACUCCACAAGAAACUCAAAUCAAUUUUUCACAAGAAAUUUAUAUUCAAACUCAAGAAAUUCAAGAAAAAAAUGAUUUCAAAAAAAGAAAAGUAGAAAACCAAGCUGAUAACUCAGAAAUGGAUGUAGAUUUAGAUUAUAAAAUCAAUGAAAUAGAUGAAGAAAUGGAAUUGUUAAAAUUUAAAAAAAAGGAACUUGAAAUAGAAAAAAGAAUGCAUGAGUUAACUAUUGAAAAAAAUAAGUUAAAAAGGAAAAGAGAUACAUAA
Messenger RNA from Dentiscutata heterogama, 332 nucleotides. Lineage: Eukaryota; Fungi; Glomeromycota; Glomeromycetes; Diversisporales; Gigasporaceae. The record is from the annotation of a GenBank genome assembly.